CGGCCUGCUCUUCAUUUCACCAGAUCCCGCAUCGCGUCAGUGACUAGGGCGAGAUGAGCAGCCGCCGCCACCGCUCGCCGUCGGCGGCGCCGCUGGAUGACGAAAACCUACUCCCCGAGAUCCUCCUCCGCCUCCCGCCGCAGCCCUCCUCCCUCCCCCGCGCCUCACUCGUCUGCAAGCGCUGGCGCGGCCUCGUCUCCGACCCCGGCUUCCUCCGCCGCUUCCGGAUCCACCACCGCCGCAGCCCUCCCCUCCUCGGUUGCUUCGUCGAAGAACCUCACGGUAUCUCCUUCCUGCCUGCUCUCGAGGCCCCCAACCGUCUUCCUGCCUGCCGCCUCUCUUUCCAGUCCGGCUACAAUAACCGCUUUAAGCUACUCAACUGCCGCCAUGGCCUCGUGCUCAUCGCCGACAAGACGCGGCACCACCAAUUCCUCGUGUGGGACACCAUCACCGGCGACCAGUACCACCUAGCCGUCCCCGCGCUGUUCGACACGGAAGAGGUGGUGCUGGUCAACGGGGCGAUGCUUCGUGCUGCGGGAGACACCCAUCACUUCCAGGUGGUCUGUGUAGCAACACGCAGACUCGAUCUGCAUCGUCGACAAGCAGCGCUCGCCUGCGUUUACUCGUCGGAGACCGGCGCUUGGGGUAACCUCAUCUCGACGCCCAUUCAGUCCGACCUCGACUCCCAGUCAAGCCUUCAUCUCUACUUAUUCGGCAUCACAAUUAUGGAAGCGCCCGCAAUGCUUCUCGGGGACUCUCUUUACUGGACUCUUACUGAUGAUUCAUCAAGCAUCCUUGAAUUUGAUCUUCUGAGGCAGAGUCUGGCUGUAAUGCGGAUGCCCAAGGAUGUGUAUAAGUAUGAAGGUCACAUCACGGUUAUAAGGGCAGAUAGUGGUGGGCUGGGUUUCCUCAUGCUGACAGACUUCACCCUGCAAUUAUGGAAGCGGAAGAUUGAUUGCGAUGGUGUUGCCUCAUGGGGGCUGGAAAAAACUGUUGAACUGGACAAGCUACUUUCCCUUAAUCCAGAGAAGGGCAGCAUUAUGAUACUUGGGUUUGCUGAGGAAAACAAGAUGGUGUUCCUGGGGACAUUUAUCGGCCUCUUUGCACUCCAGCUUCACUCAUUGCAGUUCAAAAAGCUAUCCGAAAGGACCGAAACCAAAAGCAUAUCUCAUUGCCAUCCAAUUGAAAGUGUGUAUACUGCAGAAACAGAUGUUGGUGGUGAACAUGGUCGAGCUGAACUUUUGAACAAUGCAUAAGGUGACUGGCUGAUCAGAUACACUAUCAUGAUAUAUUGGUUGAUCAGGUACCUGAAGUAGCCGUUUUGGUGGCUGAGAUGCAGAAACGGCUUGUUUGCUGUAGGUUCUAUGCACCAUGUACUGAUCAGCGCUGUAGUUGUCUUGUAGGAAUUAAUUUCAACAUUUUGUUUGCUCAUGACUAUAAUGUAAUUUGAAAAUUGUGUUAAUUCACGCAUGCCAUGUAUUUUCUGUAAAAGCUAGUCAAUUGGCACGAAGACGUAGUGACUUUCUUGGAUUAAUUAGAUCCAUGAUGUCUCAUGUGUGUGUGAGCUGAAUUUUUAUCUGCUUCUCACAGUGUCAGUAAUGAAUGUUCAGUUAUUCUGC
Messenger RNA from Aegilops tauschii subsp. strangulata, 1619 nucleotides. RefSeq names its product putative F-box/kelch-repeat protein At3g17280. Lineage: Eukaryota; Viridiplantae; Streptophyta; Magnoliopsida; Poales; Poaceae. The record is from RefSeq and is a predicted model, not a curated record. Gene Ontology annotation, molecular function: protein binding.